CCCCCCACAAACACACACUGCUACUCUGUCAAGCUGUCACUAACUGCACUCCCUGACGAAAUAUUGCAUGAGCGCUGAAUAGUUACAGGACACUGGUCAGAGCUGGCCGACUUACACUAAGUCCGGUUUGCGUUUAAGGGGCGGGGACUUGGCAAGGGCCAAUUGUAGAUGGAAAGCAUUAGUGUUGUGCCAAUUUGAUGAAUAAUGAUGGAGGUCGGUACACUUGCAGUUAAAAGGUUUGCAUCUGUAUAAUCGGCAUGUAAUGAACACGCAGUGGCCUGCAUGAAGUUGAAUGAGCCAUUGUAUUGUCUUGUAUUUUCCUUUCAUGUGUUUUGGUAGACGUUUGGCUCUGAUAUUGUUUGUCCAACUAGAUAAAGAAAAAAACAUACAUUAUCCCUGACAAUUAGACAAACCUCAUUGUUUUUCCUGCUUAAGCUGUAUAACAAAAAGCAGACUCCCUCCUGGAGGGAGUUUACAAAUCGACAAGAGUGGAUAUUCUCCCCCACUGCCUUCAUCCCCUUUUAUGUUUAUUUGUAUUUUGAGAAUGUGUGCCAGACUGAUGGUACCAUAGCAACUAGCAUCAGGUGGAAAGGUGGCCCAGCAUUUAUCUGCUGCUGAGUCAUGCAGCCACAGUGCUGUUAAAAAUGCUUCUAGACAUUGAAAUUAUAAUACAAUAAAAAUGAUUUUCAGUUUAGAACUGUAGUCUCUAAUAUUGGCAGUUACAUUUAACUCAUAGAAUAAUUGAUUUAAUUAACAUUAAAAUGUUAAAAUGGUAGAUGGGACCUGCACAAUUUAUAAGAAAAGAAGGAAAAAAAUGACACAUCACAUUUUUGAUCAGGGCUCAAUCUUAUCACUGGCAAAUAUGUGAUUAAUAUUUCAUGCUGCCCAAAGUUAAUAUGUAGGUUGUAGCUACAGCCUUUAAACAUUGUUUAUGAUUCAGAAUUAAGGCAAUCUUGCAUUUUUAGCUAGAACAGAAGCAUAUUGUAAGAAGAGAUGUCAGACCUCAAUGACACGCAAUGCGUCAAUCAGUGAUAAACACUAAAUGUAAACAUAAGCCCUACAGGACACCUUCAAGCAGAGAUGCAUGGCCAGAAAAAACAAGUUAAAGGCAAAGGUUAAAACACACAUUGACAAUAAUGCAAUCUUGUAAUUAAACUCAUUUUAAAAUAAACAAAUAACAUAUUUAAAGAAAUGAUAGAGCUCAACUUUUGAGUAAGUCACGUUGACUCCUCUCUACUCAGCCAAUCAAUUUUAGGAGGCUUUUAUUGCACUGUAUUGUGUGUGUGUGUGUGUGUGUAUGUGUGUGUUGUGUUGUAGUGUCCACUCCCUGAUAAUGAAUGGCAUAUACAAGGAGAAAUGCUAUUUUAGAUGCUCUUGUUUACCAUGAGUGUUAUUUUAAAUGUCAUAUCUCAAAGACUUAUGAAACACUUACUUACUAAAAAUAAAUGGCAACCACACUAGAAUCUGCUAUGCCUUUUUAUGAAUGCAAUUAAAGCGUAGAGUGAUUAGAUAAAAUAUAACCUCUGUAGUUUUCAAGAUUUACAUUUCUGCCACGGUCUGUCUUUUCCUGUUGCAUUUUAUGUUUCAUUUUCCAAAAACAUAAAAUCAGUGAGAAAAGCUGUCUUGCCUCUUGGAUGCCAGCGGCUCUCACAGACUGUUUUUUAAUUUUGGGUUAAUAUACAACAACAAAAAUAACUCGUUAUUGAAUGAAUCAUUUUCACUAGGCUCAAUUACAAUAUAUGCUGAGUGCCUUACGGUGGAAUACAGUUAGCCUUGCCAGAUGUUUUUGAUUGAAUAUUAUGUUCCUUGAUUCAUCUAUCCUGACAGUUAUAGAUGUAUACAUUUUAAAGAUUGACUCGUCACUCAAGUAACUGAACAACACUUUCCAUGACACUGACAUUUCAGCUGUGAGGUGGGCUUACUGUACUAUGAGUAACACCUAUAACAUACAGUUGUCAACAUGUUGCAGUGAGUAAUGCUCCGAGUGCUGAUAUUAAUAAUGGCCAGCUGGGGGGCGCAAGGAUGCACCGAUUCAGAGAGUUGCCCGCAGGUGCCGCCCAAUAAUGCCUCCAAGGACUUCUGUUACUCUGCUCGAAUUCGCAGUACAGUGCUCCAGGGCUUGCCUUUUGGUGGGGUUCCGACUGUCCUCGCCCUUGACUUCAUGUGCUUCUUGGGGCUGCUGGUUGUGUUCUCCUUCUUGAGAAAAGUAGCAUGGGACUACGGACGCCUCGCUCUGGUGACUGACGCUGACAGAAGAAUGGAUCAACGGUACAGUCGCCUUGAUGAUCGGGAAUAUGUGGCCUCUGCCUUAACAUCCGAUGCACCCGAACGCUACGAGCGUCUCACUUCCGUGUCCAGCUCUGUGGACAUUGAUCAGAGAGACACAGGUUUCUGCUCCUGGCUAACUGCCAUUUUCCGCAUCAAGGAUGAAGAGAUAAGGGAGAAGUGUGGUGAGGAUGCAGUACAUUACUUGUCCUUUCAGCGCCACAUUAUCGGCCUGCUGGUUGUGGUGGGCGUGCUGUCUGUGGGUAUCAUCUUGCCCGUUAAUUUCUCGGGAAACCUACUUGAAAACAAUGCCUAUAGUUUUGGCCGAACAACUAUAGCAAAUUUGAAUGCAGAUAAUGCAUUACUGUGGCUGCACACCACCUUUGCGUUUCUCUACCUGUUACUAACGGUGUACAGCAUGCGACGGCACACCUCCAAGAUGCACUACAAGGAGGAUGACUUGGUGAAACGCACUUUAUUUGUCAAUGGAAUCUCCAAAUACGCAGAGGAGACUGAGAUAAAGCAACACUUUGAGCAUGCGUAUGAAAACUGUGCUGUGCUAGAAGCACGUAUCUGUUACAAUGUGGCCAGGCUGAUGUAUCUCAACUCUGAAAGGAAGAAGACCGAGCGCAGCAAGAAAUUCUUCCUUGACUUGGUGGCAAAGGAGCAUAUAACAACCAUGAUCAAUCCAAAACCAUGCGGACACCUUUGCUGUUGCAUCAUCAAAGGCUGUGAGCAGGAAGAGGCAGUGGGCUACUAUACCAAGCUGGAAGCACAACUAAAAGAUGACUACAGGAAGGAGAGAGAAAAGGUGAACAGGAAGCCCUUAGGAAUGGCCUUCGUCACCUUCCAGAAUGAAUCCAUAACUGCCACAAUCUUAAAAGACUUUAAUGCGUGCAAGUGUCAGGGCUGUCAGUGUCGUCAGCAGCCCAAAAGCUCUCAAUUCAGCGCCAAGCUCCACACACACAACUGGACUGUCAACUACGCCCCUGAUCCGCAAAAUGUCUAUUGGGAGCAUCUGUCAGUGGGAGGGUUCUCCUGGUGGAUCCGCUGCUUAAUCAUCAACCUUGUCCUCUUCCUCCUCCUCUUCUUCCUCACCACCCCGGCCAUCAUCAUCUCCACAAUGGACAAGUUCAAUGUUACCAAACCGGUCGAGUACCUAAAUAAUCCAAUCGUCACCCAGUUCUUCCCCACCCUCCUCCUGUGGUCUUUCUCUGCCUUACUUCCUACCAUUGUCUACUAUUCUGCCUUCUUAGAAGCCCAUUGGACCCGGUCAGGAGAGAACAGGACCACAAUGCAUAAAUGCUACACUUUCUUGAUCUUUAUGGUCCUGUUGCUGCCUUCCCUAGGACUCAGCAGUUUGGAUGUUUUCUUCCGCUGGCUUUUUGACAAAAAAUUCUUGGCAGACGCUACAAUGAGAUUUGAGUGCGUGUACCUUCCUGACAAUGGAGCCUUCUUUGUGAACUAUGUCAUUGCGUCUGCAUUCAUUGGUAAUGCCAUGGAUCUGCUGAGGAUCCCCGGUCUACUUAUGUACAUGAUCCGCCUCUGCCUGGCUCGCUCUGUAGCAGAGAGGAGGAACGUCAAGAGGCACCAAGCCUAUGAGUUCCAGUUCGGGGCAGCUUAUGCCUGGAUGAUGUGUGUCUUCACUGUGGUAAUGACCUACAGCAUCACCUGCCCAAUCAUCGUUCCUUUUGGGCUGAUGUACAUGCUGCUAAAACACCUCGCAGACAGGUACAACAUGUACUACGCCUAUCUGCCGUCCAAACUGGACAAGAAGAUCCAUUCUGGAGCGGUCAACCAAGUGGUGGCUGCUCCGAUUCUCUGUCUCUUCUGGCUCCUGUUCUUCUCCACUGUUCGCUCGGGGUUUUCAGCGGCCACGUCCAUGUUCACGUUUAUAGUUUUGAUCAUCACAAUCAUUAUCUGCCUCUCUCACGUCUGCUUCGGACACUUUAAAUAUCUAAGUGCUCACAACUACAAGAUUGACACCCAGGCGGUGGACGGGUUGGAGAAUGGGCGGCCAGUGUGCCCUUCUACCGCCAACAAGGCAGCACAAAUGUACAUUGCUCAGGUCCUUCAAGACCCAAGUUCGGAGGAGGUGUGUUCAGGCAGUGGCGAAGACGACGGCCAGGGUUCCUCGCAGGACGAGGAAAUAAUCAAUGUCGAAAAUGGCCUGAAUGAGGACUUCCAGUCUGGCGAGGACAGCCUCAUUGAUAAUGAGGUUCGGCACUGACGCUGCCUGGAACAAAGAAAAUAAUCUCCUAAAUUUUACUUGAGGAGUGCACUGAAUAUGUGAAUUAAACUAGGAACUGAACCAACAGUUCUCCAAAGCAUCUCAACCUCCAUGGAGGGACUUGACACUAACGGAAGCACACUGUCUACUAAGGAUUGGAUGGAUUGUCGCUUAAGGACUCCUGCAUUUCUUCACUGGAUCUCACUAAAACUACAUCUUCUGUCUGAAUGAAUACCUGCAGAGGGAAUCUACUCUGACAAUGCAAGGCCAGCUACAUCCUUCUGCCCCGAUAUAGCUGAGGCAUACCCCCAAAAAAACUGCACAUGGACCCAUCAAAGAAAGACACUAAUGCACAAAUGAAGAAUAGUUUGCCUUGUUUUGUAGGGGAAGGGAUGUUCUGUCUGUAUUUUCGUUAAACAUUAUUGCACUUGAAAGAGAGGACCUGUCCCAUAAGCUCGAGUUUCACUAGGGUACUGUAGAACAGCAUGCCUUCAAGUUCAAAUGGCGGAGGGAUGUUUCUCUAAUCUUUUGCCAGUAUCUCUAAUUGUCUGCACUAAAUGCUUCCCCUGAAUAAGCAGCUGAUGUGAGAGGAGACCCAGAGAGGAGUUCCCCACACUUCCCGACAGCUUGGUGUGUGCAGAAGUGAUGGUCUCAAAAUGGUUCUUCUAAUUCCCUAAAGCCCAUUUUAAUCAUUGCUACUAACACUCCUGGAUGCUUUGACACUGUACAGUUACAACACUCUGGAUCUGUAAAAUAGCCUUUUUUGACAUUGGUAUUUAUUUGUAGGCAUUGAAUGUGAAAUGCUCUCAAGCUUGAUACACCCCUGAACUGUGGAAUGCGUAUCUUGGCACACUACAUUGAAUAUGAUCUCUUUGGCGUCUCUGAGCCUUUGGGGACUGCUGUUGGACUGUUGCUACUGAUGCUGCCCCCGGUAGAGGGAAGCCCUUGCACGGCAGCUGCAGGAGGACUGGAGGCCAGGAGCCUGCCGAUCCUUUUGUGUUGCUCAGAGGAUGGAGAGAAAAGCCUUUUGAGGGUUAUCUUUUCUGGGUCAGCUCCAGGUGAAAUUGUGACUGGUUCUCUUUAUCUGUUGUUUUUCCGUUUGUAUCUUUUUGACCAGAUGUUUACGUCAUUAUGUAGGGAUUUUGAAAGUAGCAUUCAGUGCAGGUGGCUACUGAUAGUUUGAAGUCCUCUGCCAGGUCCUCUCUCUAUUUUCAUCAUGUAGCUAGCAACCUGCUCCAGUGGUCCUCGAGCAUUGGCAAUUACUCAAUGCAGAGUUGUAGAUUGUUAUCUCAAAUUGUGCAAUUUUGGUGAUGGCAUAUCAGAUCGGAGAGGCCACUUGAGCGAGUUACUCCAGUGGAGGUCCACAUCUAUUUAAAACCUUAAGUUUAUGCUAUUGAAUAUAGGAUUAGGCCCCUGCCAUUGAAAUCAAAAUGGAAUACCUAUUAGUUAUGUUUGUUCUUGUCUUGUAAUGAAGUGACUAAGUUUUCCCCCCACAAGUGUACAUUCCAUUGGCAGAUCUAGUUGUAAGGCCUGUGUCAGAGCAAUAGUAUUGUACUACAACUCCACACUUGAUCUCCCUCAGCCAUAUGAAGCAGCUCCUCUUUCAGGUAUCGGGAGUACUCGGAAAGAAAUGCAUACUUAAACAAUACAAACAGCAAGUUAAAUAAUGAUCAUGUGAAAGUGCCCACACAGCUAUGACCUUACUCAGGAUUUAUCAAGCUUUCUGUUACUAUCAUUUAACUUCUCCCUUACUCGAGACAACACUAUAUGAGCUGCCCCAUUAAACAUAAUGUUGACUGUUGGUAAACGGGGACAAGUGAUGCAGACCGAUUACCACUACAGUCUGUCACUGGGGACCAGUUAUUGUUAUUGGGCCAUAAUAAUGAACAUGUAUUAUCCAGCUGCUCUGUGAACUAUUGUGUGAAAUGUGCACUAAUCUUACUUUCACUUGUGUGAUUGACGGAGAAGGGCACACCCCCCUGUGGGUGCAAUGAUGACAAUGGUGAACCUAAACUGUUUCCAUAAUUUGUCCAUGGGUAUAUUGGCACCACAUAUGGGUAUAAUAUUAUGGUACUAACAAGAUAAUAGUUUGACACCGUUGAGUCUGGUUCUGUUCUGGUCAUGAUGGGGUGAUUUAUAUAUUAUUUUAAAUACCUCUGUGAUGUCUUUAAAUCUCUGAAUGCGUCCUGUCAAAAUAACAUCCCAGGGCCAUCUCUGAGGGAGAUGCAUGCAAUAUCUCAUGUUGUCUAACAACGCCAGUGUUUAAACACAGAAUGUAGGUUAAUGCCACAACUUUUGAUGAAUUGAAAGUGGUUAUAGCAAUGGUGUGACUGCUGUAUUCACACAGCUUCAAAAGGACAGUCCACUAACUAACCAGAAAUGAUACGUUUUGUACUUAUAAUUUAUAUGCACAUCUUACUGGUGUCCAGUGCCAUGUCAUGGCAUUUCAUUUGAGAACAUGAUCUACAUUUGUCAGUCUGAUGGUUGCAAUGAUUUCCAGUAGUCCUUUUCUAAUGGCUCAUGAUGAAUUAUUUUAUUUAAUUUUUUCUUCAUAAGAUCUAUAUAGAUAGACUCAUUGAAAAAUAAAUGGAUUGUUUUUGUAAGCAGCCAAGCACUUUCUAAUAGAAGUUCUCAGCUUGUUUCUACAAUGUGCUCAGAAUGCGUCGUAAAAAUAUAUCCAUGUCUCAAA
Molecule: messenger RNA, 7184 nt
Organism: Cyclopterus lumpus (lumpfish)
Lineage: Eukaryota; Metazoa; Chordata; Actinopteri; Perciformes; Cyclopteridae
Gene: tmem63ba
Product: transmembrane protein 63Ba
Exons: 24
Coding region: 1976-4495 (839 amino acids)
Cellular component (GO): plasma membrane
Molecular function (GO): nucleic acid binding; calcium-activated cation channel activity
Source: RefSeq, a predicted model, not a curated record